ACGGAAAGAAGGAACUAGCCAUCAUGAUGCUUCCUGUUAUACCAAGACGAAGGUACUAAUCCGUUCACAUGCCGUUGUCUGGUCAGUUCAGAAUUUUUUCUUGUGCCUAGCAAAAGUCGGUCCGAGGAAAGCUACAACGGACGUCAAGGGGACAGAAAACAUUCCAUCCGCGCCAUUGGAAUGUCGGGUGUUCUGGUUCCUGAUAUUACCGAUUCCCUCGACCUUCGCUUCUUAGCAAUUACUUCACCUCCAGCCGAGUUUCUCUGUCAGCGGAAUAGAAGUAGCACCCCGCCCCGAUCUCACGUUUCCAUUCUCCAUGGUCUUCAAUGGGGCCAAGAUUACGAACGGCGACCUGGUCUCAGGUGGAUGCCCGUCUGGGGUUAUCCCCAAAGUCUGACCGCAUCGCCGCGCCGUUUCCCGGCCAGGCUCUCGCAGGAAUGGCACUGGCACCAACAGAGCAAACACAAGACUGCAGGAACGAGGCCAGGAAAAGCACCUUGCUUGCCUCUUUCUGCCUAGGUAUCUGCAAACUGAACGAUAUACUGAACCGUCGUAAAGCUCAAUCCAAUCAUUCAGCCACGGGGAGCAUCCAACGUCUAGCGAUCAGUUAGAUCUCAGCUGGUGCAUGGCGUGGUCCGAUUAGGGACGGAGACGAGGGGUUGGCUCAGCUUACAGGGUGGCAGGUCUCAGCCAUGGGCAAAUUAAACCAAACAACCAGCGGCCAGUUGGAGCCGCAGCAGGGAUCAAUUACCACAGCCCUCAGCACUAACACCAAGCGAGCGAUUUCUUCUCUUCUUCCUGUCCUUCAGCCAU
Messenger RNA from Colletotrichum scovillei, 813 nucleotides. RefSeq lists its product as uncharacterized. The record is from RefSeq and is a predicted model, not a curated record. The transcript is spliced from 2 exons. NCBI's taxonomy places the organism in Eukaryota, Fungi, Ascomycota, Sordariomycetes, Glomerellales, Glomerellaceae. Bases 181 to 519 code for a protein of 112 amino acids.